Molecule: messenger RNA, 1011 nt
Organism: Fraxinus pennsylvanica
Lineage: Eukaryota; Viridiplantae; Streptophyta; Magnoliopsida; Lamiales; Oleaceae
Source: the annotation of a GenBank genome assembly
AUGGCACUUUCACCCUCUUUUAAUCACCCGAUAGCCUCUUCCAAUGCCACUUCUUCACCUUCUUUAAGUUUCUUGAAACUCAAUAAUUUUCACAACUGCAGCCCAAUGUUUAUGGGAUUUCGGAGCUCUUUUCAAUCUCUGGUUAUCAGCUGUUGUUCUUCUCAAUUUGGGUCCACCUCAAACCCCGUGAAUUCGAGGCAACCUCAGAUAUCUUCCACGUCUAGGCCUCCUUUUAGUGUCACAAUGAAUGAUAACGGUACAUCAAAACCAUCAUAUAAAUGGCGAAGGGUGUUGCUAAAAGUAAGCGGAGAGGCACUUGCUGGAGAUCGAACACAAAACAUUGACCCAAAGAUCACAAUGGCAAUUGCAAGGGAGGUUGCAUCCGUUACCCGGCUUGGCGUUGAAGUUGCAAUAGUUGUUGGUGGAGGAAAUAUUUUCCGCGGAUCCUCCUGGGCAGGUUGCAGUGGCCUCGACCGCUCAUCUGCUGACUAUAUUGGGAUGUUAGCAACUGUCAUGAAUGCAAUAUUUUUGCAAGCAACAAUGGAAAGUAUUGGCAUCCCAACAAGAGUUCAGACUGCAUUUCGCAUGUCAGAAGUUGCCGAACCAUAUAUACGUAGAAGAGCUGUUCGGCAUCUGGAAAAAGGACGUGUCGUAAUUUUUGCAGCUGGAACCGGAAAUCCCUUCUUCACAACAGAUACAGCUGCAGCCCUUCGGACUGCAGAGAUUAACGCGGAGGUGGUGCUGAAAGCUACAAAUGUUGAUGGAGUUUUUGAUGAUGAUCCGAGGUCUAAUCCUAAUGCUCGUCUUCUCGAUACUCUAAGUUAUCAAGACGUAAUUUCAAAGGAACUUUCGGUUAUGGACUUGACUGCCAUUACUUUGUGCCAAGAGAACAACAUUCCAGUUGUCGUGUUUAAUAUCAACAAACCUGGGAACAUAUCGAAAGCCAUUAUGGGAGAAAGGGUUGGUACGCUGAUUGGAUGGACAGAGAAUUCAGCAGAAGCAAGAACUUGA